AAGCGUAGUGACCUAGAUUUAACAUAAAUUUGUUGACUUUGAACUAACUAGUGAAAAUUUGUUCGAUUGUCAUAUUUCUCUGUGUAAAAUUGGAUUUUUUUUGUAAUGUGAAGUCUAUAUAUGAAGCAAAGUUUUAAUCUUUCUCAUAAUUUCAACAUAAUCUUGUCAGGUUCAUUGAUAAUAUAGCCUUUAGCUGGAAUUGAAAACAUGAGUCUGUGUAGCGAUGGUUUAUCGAGUGAUCAGUAUUUCUUGGUGAAUUUCAUCAUGAGCAAUUACUUGGGUCCUGAUGUGUAUUCUGAUAACCCAAGAUGUUCAGCUUCUCAAAGAUUAGCCAAAGGUUCACCACCUUACACUUUGAUGCACAUUGGAUCUUCGUCUUUAACUGUUGCGCAGCUGCAGAACUUGUACUAUAAUGUACUGAAAGAUGCAAAGCCCAGCCUUGUUCUCCAUCCAGAUAUGAUUUAUAUGUAUCUCAAGGGAUACCUACCUUUGGAACCAAGUGGAAGGUUUCCUCAAUUCACGCAUUUUUUCCCGACGAAUCUUCACCCGCAGAAAAGGUAUUCCCCGAGCCAUGAGAUUGUGAAAGGAAUUGUUGUUAUUGAUGAUCCUGCAGUUGCAUUCAUAAACAAGGAAGAACUCCAAAGAUUCAGAUGCUUGUCGCGUUUGGACGACCUGAAAAUCGAUAGAGUUGUAUCUUUAUCUCCUCGGCGUGUGAAGCUGGAUGAAAGCCGGGAAACAGAGCUGGACUGUUCAAGAAAUGGGGAAGCGACAGCUAAUGGACGUGUACCUAGCGAAGACUACAAUUCAUCUGGAGAGCUUCAAGAAACGUGCAAGAAAAAUAAUGGGGAAGAAGCGGUUGCUAGUUGCGUAAUCAGUGAACCAGAAAGUCAGGGAAUGAAGCAGGACUGUUCAAGAAAUGGAGAAUCGGCAUUCAAUGGAAUUGUCUCUGACCAAGACUACUAUUCAUUUGUAAAGCCUCGAGAAACACACAAGCGAAAGAACGAGGAAGAAGAAACAGUUGCUGGUCAUGCUGUUUGUGGAACAAGUAAAACCCCUGAAAGAUUUCGUGAGACAUACAAGAGAAAACGGUUCAAGAACUCAUCAAAAAAGGCAACAAACAAGAACGGCGAAUCUCUUACGGAAAGAGAAAAAACAGAUAAGCCUAUACAUGUUCCUCCUGAAAUGAAGGAAAGCGAUGCAGAACCAUCAGUUGUAACUACCGGAACAGCCAGUAAAGAAACUCUAGGAACAUCUGUUGGUGUCGUCGACAUUGGUGUCAACAAAGUUGCUUACUUUUUUCAGGUUGCUUUGCCCGGUGUCCGAAAAGAUUACGGUGAAUUCAGCUGCGAGAUUGAAUCAGAUGGUAAGGUGAUACUUGAAGGAUCGACUACGACAGGCGAAAAAACGAUCAAGAGGCAUUCUCGGGUUUUUGAAAUGAAUAUCCGGAAGCUGUGUCCGCCUGGACCAUUCAAGCUGUGCUUUAACCUCCCAGGACCAGUUGAUCCGCGGCUAUUCUCUCCUAACUUCCGAUCAGAUGAAAAGAAACGAAAAAAAGCUCUGGAUUCGGAAUCUCAGAUCAAGAAACCAACGAUGCCGAUAAAGGUAUUGUCGUCGCUUGAUGCAGCUCGAAUACAAUGGUACCAUUUCAAAGCCAUCAUAGUCGCAGGAAUGGGUCUAUUCACCGAUGCAUACGAUCUUUUCUGCAUCGCACCGGUCAUGAAAAUGAUUAGCCAUGUUUAUUACAACGGUGACUCAAUCAACACGGCGGUUCUUUCGACUUCUUACGCCAUCGCUCUACUCGGCACAGCCACGGGUCAACUCGUCUUUGGUUACCUCGGUGACCGAGUCGGUCGUCGCCGAGUCUACGGACUUUGUUUGAUUAUUAUGAUCCUUAGCUCUUUUGGCUGUGGCUUUUCCGUGUGCACCACUCGUCGGUCUUGUGUUAUGGUUAGCCUCGGUUUUUUCCGGUUUAUUCUUGGUUUGGGUAUCGGUGGUGAUUACCCGCUUUCGGCUACCAUUAUGUCGGAGUUUGCUAAUAAGAGGACACGUGGCGCGUUUAUAGCUGCGGUGUUCUCGAUGCAAGGGUUGGGGAUUUUGGUUAGCUCUGCCGUGACCAUGGCUGUUUGCGUGGCGUUUAAGAGAGGUGCCGGUGGUUUGGAGGUGGAUGCGGCGGCUCCUACAGAAGCCGACGUGGCGUGGAGACUUAUACUUAUGAUCGGUGCUCUUCCUGCUGCAUUGACAUUCUAUUGGCGAAUGCUGAUGCCUGAAACCGCAAGAUACACAGCACUUGUGGAAAACAAUAUCGUCCAAGCAGCAAAAGACAUGCAAAGAGUCAUGUCAAUAUCUCAUAUCUCCGACGAAGCCACGACGGGGCCACCUCCUCCUCCGCUGCCCCCUUCCUACAAACUCUUCUCCCGCUGCUUCUUCCGCCUCCAUGGCCGCGACCUCUUCGCUGCCUCUUUGAAUUGGUUCUUAGUAGACAUUGUCUUCUACACAAGCAAUCUCCUCCUCUCCCAUAUCUUCAGCCACUACUCCAAGAAACCUUCCUCCGCAGAAAACGUCUACGACGCAGCCUUCGAAGUGGCGGAAUUAGGAGCCAUAAUCGCCGCUUGCUCUACGAUUCCUGGUUACUGGUUCACAGUUUACUUCAUUGACAAGAUAGGUCGUGUCAAAAUCCAGAUUAUGGGGUUUUUCUUCAUGGCCGUUGUUUAUUUAGUUGCUGGGAUUCCGUACACUUGGUAUUGGUCAAAACAUGAGCAGAACAAUAAAGGCUUAAUGGUUCUCUACGGUUUGAUCUUCUUCUUUUGCAAUUUUGGUCCCAACACUACAACUUUUAUCAUUCCCGCAGAGCUUUUUCCGGCUAGGUUUAGGUCUACUUGCCACGGGAUCUCUGGCGCCGCUGGUAAGCUUGGGGCUAUUGUGGGCACUGUUGGGUUCUUGUGGGCUACCAAGAAGAUGGAAGGCGAUGAUAAAAACCAGGUUUAUCCCGAAGUGAACCGUAUGAGAAUUGCUUUCUUGAUUCUCGGUGGCGUUUGCAUCGCCGGAAUCUUUGUGACGUAUCUCUUCACGAAGGAAACUAUGGGAAGAUCGUUAGAGGAGAACGAGCAUGAACAAGAUAACAAUGAUGAGAGUGAAGAUGAGCCACAGAUUGUUGACGGGCAAUCCCCUCCGUGAGCACUUUGCUUCAGACACGCUGAUAAUAUUGAGAUAUCAAGCAUAUGAUCAGUUCAAGUUCAGCAAAGGAAGCCACAUUCAUUGUUUA
Molecule: messenger RNA, 3262 nt
Organism: Arabidopsis arenosa
Lineage: Eukaryota; Viridiplantae; Streptophyta; Magnoliopsida; Brassicales; Brassicaceae
Source: the annotation of a GenBank genome assembly